This is a messenger RNA of Morus notabilis, 1986 nucleotides long. RefSeq names its product pentatricopeptide repeat-containing protein At1g03540. Gene Ontology annotation, biological process: RNA modification. Bases 80 to 1981 code for a protein of 633 amino acids. NCBI's taxonomy places the organism in Eukaryota, Viridiplantae, Streptophyta, Magnoliopsida, Rosales, Moraceae. Gene Ontology annotation, molecular function: protein binding; RNA binding. The record is from RefSeq and is a predicted model, not a curated record. The transcript has a single exon.
AAAAAAAAAAAAAGACGUUCUUUUCAAAGUUCAGUUUUUCUUCCCUCUCAAUCUGAACAUCAAUCUCGUCGCCAUUUUCAUGAAGCUCUUCUUCAAACGCCACCAUUGCAGCUCUCUCUCCUCUUCCAACCUUCACAACACCAAAAACCAAUCACACAAGGAAUCCCAAAUCCGCCAACUUUGCAAGUUUGGCGCGCUUUCCGACGCAUUUUCAGUCCUGAACUCCAUUGAUCCCGGCGAAAUCACCGUCAAACCGACUCUAUACGCUUCUCUUCUGCAAACUUGCGUAAAGGCUGUUUCUUUUAAGCCCGGCCUCCAAAUCCACGCCCAUGUCGUCAAGUCUGGCCUCGAAACCGAUCGCUUUGUGGGUAAUAGCUUGCUUGCUCUUUAUUUCAAGUUGGGUUCGGAUAUUUCGCAGACUCGGAGAGUUUUCGAUAACCUGAAUUUCAAGGAUGUCAUUUCUUGGACGUCAAUGGUAAGCGGAUAUGUGAAGGUGGGAAAACCCGAAAAUGGGAUUUCGUUGUUUCGGGAAAUGUAUGGUUUCGGUGUGGAGCCAAAUGGGUUCACUUUAUCUGCCGUGAUCAAAGCGUGUUCCGAGAUUCCGGAUUUGAGACUUGGCCGGUGCUUUCAUACGAUGGUUGUGAAGUGUGGGUUUGAUUCGAAUCAUGUCAUUGUUAGUUCUUUGAUUGAUAUGUAUGGGAGGAAUAACGUUCCGGAAGAUGCAUGCAAGCUGUUUGAUGAAAUGAUUGACCCGGAUGCUAUAUGUUGGACGUCGGUUAUUUCAGCAAUGACGAGGAAUGAUUCGUUUGUGAAAGCUUUGGGCUUGUUUUACUCGAUGCAGAGGAAGGCCGGGUUCUUCGCAGAUGGUUAUACAUUUGGAACGGUUCUUACGGCUUGUGGUAAUUUGGGGAGGCUAAGACAAGGCAAGGAAGUGCAUUCUAAGGUCAUUACUUGUGGAUUUUGUGGGAAUGUGAUUGUUGAGAGCAGUCUGGUUGACAUGUAUGGAAAAUGUGGCUCGGUUGUUGAUGCUCGGGGUGUUUUUGAUAGGAUGACAGUGAAAAAUUCUGUUUCUUGGACGGCAUUGCUGGGAGUGUACUGCCAAAAUGGAGAAUUUGGAUAUGUUAUUGAGCUGUUUAGGGAAAUGGAAAAGGAUGACCUUUAUUGUUUUGGAACUGUUAUUCGUGCGUGUGCAGGUUUGGCGGCAGCAAGACAUGGGAAAGAGGUUCAUUGCCAGUAUGUGAGAAAGGGCAGUUCGAGGAAUGUUAUUGUAGAAUCUGCUUUAGUCGAUCUCUAUGCAAAAUGCGGUUGUAUCAAUUUCGCAGAAAGAGUUUUUUGUCGGAUGCCAGUUAGAAAUUUGAUAACUUGGAACUCGAUGAUUUGUGGGUUUGCUCAGAAUGGAAGAGGUGGAGAAGCAAUUGGCGUCUUUGAUCAGAUGAUUAAGGAAGGCAUCAAGCCUGACUACAUAAGUUUUGUUGGGGUUCUUUUUGCUUGUAGUCACUCAGGUUUGGUUGAGCGAGGAAGAAAUUUCUUUAAGUCAAUGACAGCAGAGUAUGGAAUAAAAGCUGGCCAUGAGCAUUAUAAUUGCAUGGUUGAUCUUUUAGGCCGUUCCGGGCUUUUAGAAGAAGCCGAGAAUUUGAUUGAGAAGGCAGAUUGUGGAAACAAUUCGUCUCUUUGGGCAGUUCUUUUGGGUGCUUGCACGACUUGUACCAAUUCUACUACUGCAGAGCGAAUAGCGCAAAAAAUGAUGAAGUUGGAACCUGACUGCCAUUUGAGCUACGUUCUUCUUGCUAAUGUGUAUAGAGCAGUUGGACGAUGGAAUGACGCGUUGAAGAUCAGAAAACUGAUGAAAGAUAGAGGCGUCAAAAAGACGCCAGGCAUGAGUUGGAUUGAAACUAAUGGUAAGUUGGAUUACCAUUUUGAUGCAGAUUAUCUAAAUUUUCCUGGGAAAAACAAUUUUCCGAGUGCAGGGAAUAUUGGGUGAUUAUU